This is a messenger RNA of Microplitis demolitor, 1063 nucleotides long. RefSeq names its product protein unc-50 homolog (gene Unc50). The transcript has 5 exons. Bases 135 to 977 code for a protein of 280 amino acids. Lineage: Eukaryota; Metazoa; Arthropoda; Insecta; Hymenoptera; Braconidae. The record is from RefSeq and is a predicted model, not a curated record. Gene Ontology annotation, cellular component: Golgi membrane.
UCGGAUCAUAAUAGAUUAUUGCUGGGAUGUUUACGAACCUUCCUAUUAAUUAAUGACAAAAUAGAUAAUUAUCGGACAUACAUUGAAUAUUAAAGUUGAAAGAAAAAAUAAAUAAAGUAAUCAAAAAAUAAAGAAUGAAAUAUUCAACGUCACCACCAGCAACUCCACGCUCGUUAUCACCAAAUCAAUUUUCCGGUGGAUUUUUUAAUUCAUCUCUUUCAACAUCAUCAUCAUCAUUGCCGAUUCCUAUAACUUAUCGUAAUCGAAAUUGUAUGGGUGGAGCAUCUAAAUGUUAUAAAUAUUUACGAAAAUUACUUAAAUUUGAGCAAAUGGAUUUUGAAUUUGCCAUUUGGCAAAUAAUAUAUUUACUUAUAUCACCUCAAAAAGUUUAUAGAAAUUUUCAAAAUCGCAAACAAACAAAAUUACAAUUUGCACGAGAUGAUCCAGCAUUUUUAGUUUUACUUGGCUGUUGGCUCCUAGUAUCAUCAAUAGCAUUUGCUCUUGUUUUAAGAUUGAGUUUUCUACAAUUUAUUAAAUUUUUAUUGUACUCAACGUUGGUUGAUUGUAUCGGAGUUGGAUUAUGUAUUGCUACAUUAUUUUGGUUGAUCAGCAAUCAUUAUUUUAGACGGGAUUCAACACAAGAUGUAGAAUGGGGAUACGCAUUUGACAUUCAUUUGAAUGCUUUUUUCCCACCAUUAAUUAUUCUUGAUAUUCUACAAAUUUUUCUAUAUCCUGCUUUUAUAAAUUAUGAUACGUUUUCUGCAAGAUUUCUUGGGAAUACUUUUUGGUUGGUAUCUAUAGGAUAUUAUAUUUAUAUAACGUUUUUAGGAUAUGCUAAUGUUGAAAUACUACAUCGUACUGCCGGUAUUCUUUGGGCAUUACCUAUAGCCCUAUUAAUUUAUGUUGUUUUUUUAUGUGCUGGUAUCAACAUAAGUAAAAUAGUUAUUAAUUUUUACCUUGAUCGCGUUAUUUCAUAAUUUAUAUUUUUUAAUAUAAUUGUAUUGUGUAUUUUUGUAUAAUAUAAUUAUUGUAAAUUAAUAUUUAUAUAAAUAAUUUAAUUGAA